UGUGACAUGACACAGCGGAUCACCGAUCAACGGAAAGAGCCGAAGAUGGCGGCUCGGUCAUGUGAUCAGCUGUGGCACUGAUGAUCAGUGUGCCCUGAUGAUCAGUGUAGCCCCAGCAGUGCCACCUGUCAGUGUCCAUCAGUGCCAGCUGUCAGUGCUCAUCCAUGCCACCUGUCAGUGCCACAUCAAUGCCACAUAUCAGUGCCUACCAGUGCACAUUAAUGCCACAUAUCAGUGCCCAUCUGAGCUGCCUUUCAGUGUUACCUAUCAGUGCCAGUCAGUGCCAACUAUCAAUGCCAGUCAAUGCCACCUAUCAGUGCCGCCUAUCAGUGCGCAUCAGUGCUGUCUAUCAGUGCCCGUCAGU
Messenger RNA from Staurois parvus, 364 nucleotides. The record is from the annotation of a GenBank genome assembly. Lineage: Eukaryota; Metazoa; Chordata; Amphibia; Anura; Ranidae.